Messenger RNA from Akanthomyces muscarius, 312 nucleotides. RefSeq lists its product as uncharacterized. The coding region runs from base 1 to 312 and encodes 103 amino acids. The record is from RefSeq and is a predicted model, not a curated record. The transcript is spliced from 3 exons. NCBI's taxonomy places the organism in Eukaryota, Fungi, Ascomycota, Sordariomycetes, Hypocreales, Cordycipitaceae.
AUGGUGCGUCGUGGCAGAGGCAAGUGGUGGCAGCCAAAUGGAGUCAAGUGCCUGGUGCCUGUCACGUUACAGUGGCCAACAGCGCUGAAGAAGCGAAACAUCCCGUCCGCAGCGGUGUCCCUCCCACGUCCACUGCGAGCCCCUGCAGCAGGCCACAAAUUGGUGAAGGCUGCCCUUUCGGGUAGCGUGCCCGCGGCGGCAGCCGACAGCAUCGGAUCGAGCACCGGUCGUGCAGCACGCAUCUGCCGCGCCCACGCCCUGUUCCCGCGUGGCACCCCUGCCCAAGCAGCUACCACAUCGUCAAAUCGUUGA